AUGGGCAAUUCUGACCACGCGAGAACAUCGCACGGGAUUACAGGUUACAUCACCGUCGGCCUAGCCGCCAUUUCUGUCCCCCUCUACCUGUACCAAAAAAGACUCAACUCCCGCCCAGAUCUUACAUUCUACAUGUACCGCAGGCUCAAGUUUAUCAACGCUGUAGACUUUGUUGUCUGCCAAUCGAUCCUCCUCAUCUCGGGCUUCGCGCUUCCCGACGGCAUCGACGAUUUUGGGAUCAUGACCAUCUGCGGCACGACCACCAUCUCUUCUUCGCUGGUCUUUUCCUUGGGCAUGAUCGUGUCCUUUGUAUGGAAUUGCGCGAUGGCGACCAUGACGGUGCAGUGGUUGCUUGAACGACGCAUCAGGGGUGGGAGCCUCAGGGACAGGGCACCGCCUUGGAUGCUUAAGUUCUUGAGAAAACGAGCUGACUCGGAUGCGAGUUUCCAAUGA
Molecule: messenger RNA, 453 nt
Organism: Colletotrichum spaethianum
Lineage: Eukaryota; Fungi; Ascomycota; Sordariomycetes; Glomerellales; Glomerellaceae
Exons: 2
Coding region: 1-453 (150 amino acids)
Source: RefSeq, a predicted model, not a curated record